AUGGCGGAUUCGGCAAGGUCGUUCGGAGGCCUGUUCAACUCCUUCGGAGGCAUGAGAAAUAUGCAGGGUAUGGGCCCGGUCGCAGACACAUCGGAGCAAGUAUACAUCUCCUCAUUGGCCUUGCUAAAAAUGUUGAGACACGGAAGGGCGGGAGUACCGAUGGAAGUCAUGGGUCUGAUGCUAGGAGACUUUAUAGACGAUUAUACAAUUAGAGUUGUGGACGUAUUCUCAAUGCCGCAGUCAGGAAACAGCGUGAGCGUUGAGGCAGUGGACCCAGUAUACCAAACGGAAAUGAAAGAUAUGCUGAAGAGAACAGGAAGACCGGAAGUCGUGGUAGGAUGGUACCACUCACACCCAGGGUUCGGAUGUUGGUUUUCAGGAACCGACGUUAACACGCAGCAGAGCUUUGAACAGUUAAACCCUAGAGCAGUAGGAGUAGUGAUUGAUCCAAUACAGUCAGUGAAGGGGAAGGUGGUGAUAGACUGCUUCAGGCUAAUAAGCCCGCACGUUAUAAUGCUAGGACAUGAACCGAGGCAAACAACGAGUAAUAUCGGACACCUACAGAAGCCAACAAUAAUAGCACUGGUGCACGGGCUUAACAGGAAUUACUACAGUAUCGUAAUCAACUACAGAAAAACGCCACUGGAAAGCCAAAUGUUACUGAACUUUAGGAAAAACAGAUGGACAAAAGACCUGGAAAUACAGGACUUCAUGGAGAGCCAGAAGGAAAACAGCGACCUAGUGACCGAGAUAAGAGACCUGUGCGAAAAGUAUAACCAGACGAUAAAAAAGGAAAUGAGCUGCACACCAGAAGAGCUAGUGGUGGCAAACGUAGGAAAGCUGGACGCAAAAAGACAUAUAGAAAACAGCGUGUCAACACUGCUGGCAAACAACACACUCAACUCGUUCAGCACAAUGCUAGCAAUAGAAAUGCUAUAA
This is a messenger RNA of Theileria orientalis strain Shintoku, 939 nucleotides long. Its product is annotated as proteasome (prosome, macropain) 26S subunit, non-ATPase, 14. NCBI's taxonomy places the organism in Eukaryota, Apicomplexa, Aconoidasida, Piroplasmida, Theileriidae. Gene Ontology annotation, biological process: proteasome-mediated ubiquitin-dependent protein catabolic process; protein deubiquitination. The record is from RefSeq and is a predicted model, not a curated record. Gene Ontology annotation, molecular function: metallopeptidase activity; proteasome binding; protein binding. Gene Ontology annotation, cellular component: proteasome regulatory particle, lid subcomplex. The transcript is spliced from 6 exons. Bases 1 to 939 code for a protein of 312 amino acids.